This is a messenger RNA of Protomyces lactucae-debilis, 1629 nucleotides long. RefSeq lists its product as uncharacterized. The transcript has a single exon. The record is from RefSeq and is a predicted model, not a curated record. Lineage: Eukaryota; Fungi; Ascomycota; Taphrinomycetes; Taphrinales; Protomycetaceae. The coding region runs from base 82 to 1380 and encodes 432 amino acids.
UGAUUCGGCUGUCGACUUCAAACGCAUCAUGAGACACGUUGGGCCUUCAAAUACUGCUUUGUUCGCUUCUCUUGAAUCGGCAUGUUGGGUUCUUUGGGUCAAAUGUGGCGAAUGCCUAAAAAGGAGCAAGCUCUGCCAAACUCCAAAGAAUUGGAAUUGAGUCAGUACGAUGCAGAAGAGUCUGCUCAUGCUCCCGCUCCACCUCCCGCUCCACAAGAUACGGAUACGAAACGCAACUUCUUCAGUAAAGUCAAAUCGCGCGUGUCAGGGCGCACACUGUUCUUCACUGUUGGUGGGAUUCUUGGGCUGCUGUUCUCCGUCUUUUUCGUGCUUGCGUAUAUUCGCACCGGUGGCCACUUUCAGCGGUAUUUGGAUCAUGUUCGCGUCACACGUCGUGACUUGCGUCGCUUUGAGGCCAUGCCAGCAGAGGUCCACUCUGUAGACGAUAGCGGCUUCAGUCUUACCUCAACGCCACUCAUCAAACUCCCACCAGCUAUGAAAGUGGAAGCCUUCAGCAUGAAUGUCAUGGAUUUUGAGGAUCGAAUUAUUGCUCGCGUUCAAGUACCUGCCUACGAUAGUGCUACCAAGAACUUGACGCUGCGCAUCGAUUUUGAUAGAGAGGAUUAUGGCACUCUACAUCGCUUUGUGCGUCGCUUGUCAUUUGGUGGUAAAUUGAUGGCUAAAGUCGAUGCCAACAUCACCGCCAAGACACUGGGCAUCAGCUCACAUGGACGACUCGAGCGCGUGCUUCAUAUGCCUCAUCGCCGUUUCAAGCACAGGGACACGCCAAAGCCUCGCCGCCCAUCAAUUGAUCCGGCAGAAGCCCUGGAGCUGACAGAGUUGUUUGCGGCGCAUGUCUUGAGUCCAACUGGACUGAUGAUUGUUAUGAAGCGUCCAACACCCAACUUGCGUGCUGAUCUGGGACAUAUCCGGUUUGGUAUGUUUCUGGGCAACAAGCGAUUGAUUGACCUCAGCACGCAAGCGACCAUCAAUCCAUUUGAGACGGACUUUAUGGUACGACAAGGCGCGUACUCGCCUGAUGCGAUUGAGCAUGUCAAUGCAACUGUGCAUGGUCUGUUGAAAGCACUGCGACAACGACACCCACAAAAGGAGAUUCCUCGCCAGUUGCUGCAUACAGUGAAGAUGCCUCUGCAUAUUAUUGGCGAGCACUCACAAAGUGUGGCCUGGCUCAAUGUAAUUGUACGCUCGCUGAGACGCACGAUUCCCGUGCCCCUUGAAGUGCUCGAGAGCUGGCUUAUUCGCAGUGGCGUACCUCAAAGCUCUUUUGAAGUUGCCAAAAUGGAUACGAGCGUGGUGAACGCUAUGCCACGUCCUGGAGACACGCCGGCGACACCUGCUCCUUCACCUGCGCUUGUAUGAAUGAACGCUUCAUCUUCUUUGCUUAGAAUAGGGUUUUUGUACUUAAACAAGAUGCUGCAGCUACAGGAGAUUCUCUAAAACUUGCGUCCUUUGGCCCUCUGCGCCUGCUCCUCUUCUGAGCGAUUGACAUUGAGCAAGAGGGUAUCCGAGUCCAGUAAAAUCCUGUUACUGCCGGAUGCCACCAACUGUGCAAUCUCACGCGCCGUCUCUAGCUUCUUGAGCUCAACAUACUGUGGCUUAUUCUUCAAU